UCCAACGUCAACGGUAACGUCACGAGAAAUUUAAUUACUUGUUUAUUAGUUGAGGUUAUGUUUACAAUUGUUCGUACUUUUUCACAAAGUUGGCGCAAGAAAAGGCAAAAAUGUGUUAAUUUACGAAUUCACGAACCGUGUAGAUCAGUUAUUCGGCCAUAAUGUCAGUUCAAACUAAAUCUUUAUCCAAGAAGGUGCAUCUGUGCAACGUCUGCCCCUACGUAACAACAUCAGUUUUUCUCAUGGUGAACCACACGAAGCGCCACUCUUCCCCAGUUUUGCCCUUCACUUGCGAGAACGCCGAAAUUGAAGUGUAUUCCUGUCAAGAUUGUGAUUUUCGGACAGAAUUGACCCUUCUUUUCAAGCGACACCUUCAGGAACAUCAUAGUGUUAACCAAAACCAGGACAACUUUACAGUGCAAAAGUAUGUUUGUGAAAAUUGUACCCUUGAAACACAUUUCUUGGGAAAAUGGCUUGAACAUACAGCAACGUGUGUCAAAAAUAAACAUAGUCGUCGGAUGUCAUCUUCUAAGGAAGAUUCCGUUUUGUAUAAGUGUGAUAAAUGUGAGCGCCAGUACAAGUGUGAAUAUAACUUAAAGAAACACAAAAUCGUAAAACAUGGCUGUGAAAUACCUUGGUACCACUGUGCGAAUUGUUCAUUCAAAACUAAAAGAAAAUGGUGUUUGACAGUCCACAUAAAUUGUUGGCAUAGCGAAAGAAACAACGUUAAGUGGCUCGAGUGUAAAAAUUGUUCUUUCAAAGCUAACCAAACUGACGAUUUACAUAAACACCUGAAAACGCAACAUCUAGACAGAGAAAAUAUUAAGUGGCACAAAUGUGAAAAGUGUCUUUAUAAAACCAAAUACUUGAGGAGUUUAAAUUUGCAUAUAAAAGCCAGGCACGGUAUUAAGUGUCAUGAAUGCAGAAAUUGCCCCAUUAAAACUGAGCAAAAUUUUAACCUAGACCACGUAAAUUUACACCAUUUGGACAACCAAGAUAUUAAAUGGUAUGAAUGCAAAAAGUGUCCAUACAAAUCUAGAUACAGUACUCAUUUAAAAACCCAUAUAGUGGCGCGCCAUGUGGACCAAGACCACAUUGAAUGGUACAAAUGUGAAAAGUGCCCAUUCAAAUCCAAACAAAAUAGCAACUUAAAACAACACGUAAUCGUGCGACAUUUAAACGAGCAAGACAUUAAAUGGUUUGAAUGCAGCAAAUGUUCAUACAAAACCAAGCAAAAUUCGCAUUUAAAAAGACACAUGAACGCGCACCAUUUGGAUGAGAAAUAUAUUAAAUGGUACGAAUGUGAAGCCUGCCCGUACAAGUCCAAAAUGAAGAGCAAUUUAAACUGCCACAUAAAUACGCAGCAUUUGGAUGACGAAGAUAUUAAAUGGUACCGUUGCGAUAAGUGUCCAUACAAAGCUAAACACAAGCUGCAUUUAAAAACCCACAUAAAUGCCCACCACUUGGACGAAAAAGACAUUAAAUGGUAUGAAUGCAAAGAGUGUCCAUACAAAACCAAAUAUAGCUCGAAUUUGAAAUCUCACGUAAAUUCGCACCAUUUAAAUGAGGAGAAUAUUAAAUGGCAUGGGUGCAGUAAAUGUCCCUAUAGAACCAAGUACAAGCAUUAUUUAAAAACACAUGUAAAUGCAAAGCAUUUGUAUGAAUAGGAUUUAAUUUUGGUGACGUAAAUUCGGAAUGUUUAAAAUUAUAAAAAAAACGAAUUUUUGUUAAAUAAAUUGUUCAUAACGUAAAGAA
Messenger RNA from Zophobas morio, 1755 nucleotides. RefSeq names its product zinc finger Y-chromosomal protein 1-like. The record is from RefSeq and is a predicted model, not a curated record. The transcript has 2 exons. Gene Ontology annotation, biological process: regulation of transcription by RNA polymerase II. The coding region runs from base 162 to 1667 and encodes 501 amino acids. NCBI's taxonomy places the organism in Eukaryota, Metazoa, Arthropoda, Insecta, Coleoptera, Tenebrionidae. Gene Ontology annotation, molecular function: RNA polymerase II transcription regulatory region sequence-specific DNA binding; DNA-binding transcription factor activity, RNA polymerase II-specific.